This is a messenger RNA of Dioszegia hungarica, 1632 nucleotides long. RefSeq names its product putative X-Pro aminopeptidase. Gene Ontology annotation, molecular function: manganese ion binding; metalloaminopeptidase activity. The coding region runs from base 1 to 1632 and encodes 543 amino acids. The record is from RefSeq and is a predicted model, not a curated record. The transcript has 10 exons. NCBI's taxonomy places the organism in Eukaryota, Fungi, Basidiomycota, Tremellomycetes, Tremellales, Bulleribasidiaceae. Gene Ontology annotation, cellular component: mitochondrion.
AUGAGGCCAGCAGUACGCCUCAGUGGGCUUACGAGUCGAUCAUGUCGACCAAUAGCGGCUGCAGGACCGGAGCUCCGAGCUGCUCUGCCUCCGCCUCCGCCUCUGCAGCAAGCUGCUCCUACCUCUCGACCCCGACAUUCAUUCGUGUCAGCCCGGGGCUACGCCUCGCACCCCUCCACGCACCCCUCGAAGCCGCCAAGACAGGGCCAGCCGCUACAUCAUACACAUCCGCAUCUCGUAGGCUCGGGAGAGCUGACUCCGGGGAUACCGGCUUCGGAGUAUGAGGAGCGACGACGGAAAUUGAUGGAGAGUCUGCCGGAGGGGAGUGUGGUGGUCUGUAUGGGUGGGACAGUGAGGUUGGUCAGCCAGCGUGACUACAAGUUCAGACAAGCGACCGACUUUAACUACCUUACCGGUUUCAAUGAGCCUGAGGCUACUCUUGUUCUAGAGUCUCGCCCAUCCACUUCCAAAGGUUAUAGAUAUACCCUCUUCGUCCCGCCGAAAGAUGACCAUGACACACUGUGGUCGGGAGAAUGCUCCGGCGUAGAAGGAGCAGUCUCCGUCUUUGGCGCAGACGAGGUCUGUCCUCUCUCCUCUUCCGCAUUGGCCGCCCACCUCCCAGCCCUCCUUCGCUCUGAAAACCUCUUCGUCUCCGUCCCUCCUCUACCGUCCCCCUCGCCAUCCUCUCAACCCCUCCAACCGCCUCCACCGCGCCGCCGCUCCUCCCUCCUCAAGCUCUUCACCUCAGAUCCGUCCUCAUCGGCCUCAUGGUCGUCCGCCUCGGACCCACCACACCUCCUCAUAUCCGCCGCACUGGCCUCGGAGCGUGCACGUCCGCUCGAAAGAGAGGUACAUCGAUUACGGCUAGUAAAGAGCAAGUCGGAGCUGGCAAUCAUGAAGCGCGCGGCGGACAUCUCAGCUGCGGCUCAUACGAGAUUGAUGGGGUUUGUAAAUGGCGGCAUGAGGGAGGACAGGUUGGCUGUGGAGUUUGCGUAUAUGUGUGCAAAGGAGGGAAGUGAGCGGGAGGCAUAUGUGCCUGUGAUAGCUUCGGGGGCGAAUGGUCUUGUGAUACAUUACACGAGUAAUGACAACGUCGUUGAUGAUGGAGAUCUUGUUCUUGUGGACGCAGGCUGCGAACUCCACAUGUACGCCUCGGACAUCACUCGUACCUUCCCCGCCAAUGGCAAAUUCAGCGAACCGCAACGCGACCUGUACACUGCGAUCCUGAGGGCACAGAAGGAGUGCGUGAAGCGGUGUAAGGUGGAGGACGGGAUAUCGAUGAAUGAGCUACAUCGCGCGAGUUGCGGUCUCUUAUUAGCGGAACUGAGGCAGAUAGGCUUCAAGCUGGGCGUAGGAGAUAUCGAGAGAAGACUGUAUCCCCACUUCUUAUCACAUCACCUCGGCUCGGAUCUGCACGACUGCCCCACCGCAGAUCGAAGCGCAGCGUUGACAGAGGGCAAUGUCAUCACGAUAGAACCGGGAAUAUAUGUCCCGUUUGACAAUGCCUACCCGAAGCACUUUCACGGGAUGGGGAUCAGGGUGGAAGAUGAGGUGGCGUUUCAGAAGGAUGGACCUUGGGUGUUGAGUGCGAAUGCUCCAAAAGAAAUCGUAGAUAUAGAGGGACUGAGGUAG